Messenger RNA from Schistosoma turkestanicum, 2441 nucleotides. The record is from the annotation of a GenBank genome assembly. Lineage: Eukaryota; Metazoa; Platyhelminthes; Trematoda; Strigeidida; Schistosomatidae.
CUUCUAUCUUUACAUAAAUACAUUCUAUCACAUAGUUUGAUAUUCAUUCGAAAUAAAAGGGAACUAGACAAAAUGACAACUGUGAACAGUUCGUUAAUUAAAACUACUGCUCCUUGUAAUCAUGACAUUUCUCAUUUGCAAUCAUUCAUCAUUCAAUAAACUAACUGUACAAAAGACAUACAAUUCUCACUUGUAGUUAAUUAAUUUUUCAAUUAUCUAAUAUGAAAUAUUGUAUUAGUUAUUCAUAAUAAAAAAAAUGUCGAAUUAUACUAAUUUAUAUUUAAUUACGCAUACAAUUACAACAACAACCACGACAAUCAUCAAGACCACCACAGAGAAUAUUACUAAUACACAUAUAAAUACUACUCAUUACAUUCCUAUUAUAUCAUCACCAUCAACAUCAACAUCAUCUAAAGAAAAUGAUUUAGAUUUAGCUUAUUUAAAUCAAAUUUUAAAUACAAUGCGUCUUAUUUGUGGUAAAAUCUUGACACCAUUUCUAUGUAUCAUUGGUUUUAUAGCUAAUAUUAUUAAUAUUAUUAUAUUGACAAGAGAAUGGAUGAGUUCAUCGACUAAUAUUUAUUUAACUGCUGUAUCAAUAUGUGAUUUAUUUUAUUUAUUAUUUACAUAUUUAUUCUCUCUAUGGUUAUAUCCAUCAGUGAAAGAAUGUGCACCAUUCGCAUAUAGUAUUACAUUUAUACAUGGUACAGCUAAUCUAUUCAGUAAUACAACGACAUGGCUUACAGUCGGUUUCACAUUAGAACGUUAUAUUGCUAUAUCAUUACCAAUGCUUGGUAGACGAUUAUGUACUAAACAGCGGGCACGUUAUGUUGUUAUUGGUAUAUUUAUUAGUAGUUUCACAUUAACUUUACCGGAUUAUUUAAAAAAAACUGUACAAUACACUGAACAACAUAUUGAUCAACAAACGAAUUUAACAAGGAAUCGACAAUAUCUCGUUGUGGAUACACAAUUCAAUCAAAUUUUAACUAGAAUUGGUUAUGAUUAUAUUAAUCAAACAGUAUUUGUGAUAUUGCCAAUGAUUUUGCUGAUUAUUUUUAAUAGUUUAUUAAUACGUUCAGUGAUGCGAGCGAAUCAUGAUAGAAAAAUUUUAACGAAACGUCAUAGUACUACUACUAAUACUACUAAUAGUAAUGUGACAUCGUUAAAAAUGGGGAAUUUGUUAAGUAACAGUAGUACAAAUAUCAAUAAUAUGCAAACUAUAAAUAAUGGUCGUAAUUAUAGUGCCAAUCAAUUAAAUCAAGAACCAACUACAAGUCAAAUGGUACCAGCUAUUGUACGUGAAGCAUUGGAAGCUAGUAUGAGAACCACGAUUGGUAUUACCUCGGGUAUAACUCAAUCAUAUCGACCAAUGAAUUAUCAAACUGGUUUGCUACCAUUAAUGAAUAUGAAACGUACAAAACUAGGCGAACAACAUCGUAUCACAUUGAUGUUAAUUUCUAUUGUGAUGGCAUUUGUUAUAUUACAAUUACCAAGUAUGGUGCCGACAAUUACAAUUAAUUUAUGGAAUGCAGGUAUUGUACAAUCAACACAAUAUACAACAAAGUGCCUAUUAAUUUAUGCAAAUAUUUCAAAUGUUUUAUUAAUUAUUAAUGCUGCUUUAAAUUUUGUAUUUUAUUCAUUAUUCUCAGCGAGAUUUCGUCAAACAUGUUAUAUACUACUGAAAAAUGUUACAUGUUUAAAACAUUUUUUAUAUCGAUAAUUCAUAAACCGUAUAUAUCCAUACAUAUAUAUACAUAUUUAUACUACUAACAAUACUAAAUAUUAAUACUACUGAUGAGAAUAUAUAUUCAUUUAUUUAUUGACAAAAUGACAGAUCAUUUCGAAAACAGACGUAUUAAAAUGUCACUGAUAUAAAACACUGUUAGCACAAUCAAUGAUGUUGGCAAAAAUAUAGGCGGAACUUGACUGAUCAAUCCUUUGAGUACAAUACAUACAAUGUUAGAAACGUUUCCCUAUUUUUGCUUUCAAAAAAAGACUGACAUGUAUACAUACAAUGUGGUUAGUUUGCUAUGCGAGGAUGUACACUAUCUCAAGAUGGUACAUCAGUUGAAAGCACUGAAAUGAAACUAAUCGACGUAUCAAUAUCAGUGGAUCGAUAUCAAUGUGAUCUUCCCCAUAAAAUUUAAAUCAUCAUUAAAGUAAUCAGAUAUAUAUAUAUGUAUGUAAUUACUAUGUAAAUUAUACAACUUAUAACUUUGUAUGUAUAUAUAUAUAUAUAUCGAUAUAUUUAUGCAUGAAAAGUAUUAUAGAUGGGCUUCAUAGCUUAUAAUUAUUCAAUCUACCCCUAGUAGAACUAAUUAACUAAUUAUUGAUAAACAAUGACAAGUAUGUUUCUUGUAAAAAAAAUAAAAACGUAACCGUUUUCAUUUACAAAUAUGAUUGUUCACUCAAGCAAUAUUCAUAUAAAACUAAUAAGAAUAACA